AAUUAUUAUUAUUAUAUUGUACAAAAUACACGCACACACAUUAUUAAAAUAAAAUGAACGGUUUAUCAUAUAAGAUUUCCGCGAGGAAUCUUCCCUAUCCCGGGAGAAGACCUUGAUUUGUUACGAACACGAACUUGUAAUCAUGAUUGUAAAUUAAGAGGCCUAUGGAAAAAACUGUUCCGAAUCAAGACUUUAAUAGUGUUUUUAUUGUUCAACUCGACAUUAACACGCUGGUUAUUGCGCGGUUUUUACUUUCGCUGGAGGAUUUUAUUAACAAUAAAUUCUGAAAUUACGAGAAAAAUUGCACGAAUAGUAUGCAAUCUAUGUGAAUGAUGGAAGGAAAGGAAUUUCACCUUUAAAGUUCUCAAUCUAUCGUGAGAGUCACAAAACUUUCGUCGGUGCCCUUGUAUUUCACUAACUUAACCUUACCUGACUCGUUGCAGGAGAAUACGAACGAAAUUGUAAUGGAUUAUUCAUGAAAAUUAUCGCAGCAGCACUUUCUUCUCUUCCCGAUUUUCUUUCGCUGUAUUUCCUUCGCCUUCUCUUCAAGUAUUCGUCUAUUACAAUUACAAUACGUUUGAGGAAUAAUUAAUCACAUUCAGAGGUUAUAUAUAUACACUGGCAAUGAAUCACAAUGCUUAUAACGAGGAUACACGCAGUACGACGUUUUACUAAUUAAAAGAAUACGAAUAUAUUUUUAAAAUAUAUGAAUGUACCAGACGACAAAGUCAGAGCGAAGCGAAAAUAAAUUAAUCGAUUUACGAUCCUUUCGUAAAUACGUGGCGACCGUCAUGAUACUUCGGAUUCGCGCCAAAAUUUAUAAACAGGUACGAAACGUGGAAGUGCUGCCAACAAACGCUCCUCCUUAAAAUAAGCAAUACGGAAUCUGCGUGUAAUGAUAGCUGUCGUGCGAAUUUCGGUACCUUAAAAAGUUGAAUGUUCCAAAGAAAUAUAACGAUAUUUGAGAACUUAAACCGAGAGAAAUAAUUGUGCAUGUAAAUUGGAAAUUGUUUCAGUUUAACCAUGUGUUCAUCUUAUACGCUGAUACUUUCAUUGACGUAAUUUCAUCAAGAUUUAAAAACAUUUUGGAAAUGGAUUGUUUCGGACCUGUAUUAUAAGGACUGCAAGCAUUGGCGACCAUUUGUCGAAAGGAAAUCGUGCAAAUUUACAUGUUAGGACCGCAUUUCGUUAAAAUUCAAGACAGACUUCAGUGACGGAAUAAUGACGCAAAGCAUGAAAGUCUGCAGAGUGGUCGUUCUUAAGCUUCGUUAAUAGUGUCUCCAAGCAUUCGUCCGAACCAGACUGCGCUGUCCCUCCUCUCCUACCUGAGAGGACCGAAAUAGAGCAACCGCAAGACGGACGCGACCGAUGCGACCGACGCGGCAACCGUGUCGUGACCGAACAAUAAACAAUAACACGACGACGCGUGUCACGGGAUAGCGACUACCGCGACCUGUUGCCGGCUGCCAAAAAGAUCUCGCUGGAUACCGCGUGUGUGUUGGUGAAAACGUGAAAUGUUUGUUUCGAAGUGUCUCGUUGCAGAAACGUGGAAUUGUGUGUCAUGGCGGUGAUCGUUGUACAGAAUGGCCACGUUCGCGUACACAUGGCUACAAUGCUGGCUAUCAAGGAGAGAAAGAAGGGGAAAAUCAGGAGCUGACUACGAAGCGGCUUGGCCACGAGGAAACCACUCUCGAUGAGAGGGAGAGAAGAGGGUGGAACGAGUGGCGGUCACCGUGAACCCCGAUCAACUCCCGAUUGGGGUCCUGGUGCACUUAAUGGAGAACAUCUUUGGGUACCGACGUCAGCUUCAGGUGACUUCUGCUACGUCAACGAUUGCGCGAAACAUGGGCCCCGAAUGAAAUGCGCCGCCUGUAGAGUGGUGGCCCAUGCAGUGUGCGCAGUGAGCUUAAGCUUCGCCUGCAAGUCGAGCUUCCGCGACGUUGGGGUCCGUCAAUACCGAGAGCAGACGAACACGCACCACCACUGGGUGCACAGACGGUCCCAGAAGGGAAAAUGCGCGAAUUGCGGCAAGUCGUUCCAAUCGAAGCUGAGCUUCAGCUCAAAGGAGAUCGUCGCGGUGAGCUGCAGCUGGUGCAAGCUAGCUUAUCACAACAAGGAGGCGUGUUUCAACGUGGAGAAGAUAGGCGAGAACUGCGAGUUGGGUGUCCACUCGUCCAUCAUAGUGCCACCGUCCUGGAUAGUGAAGUUACCCAGGAAAGGUAGCUUCAAGAGCAGCUUGAGAAAGUCGCCUAGGAAGAAGAAGUCUGGUGGCAGUGCUGGGGCCAGUAGGAAGAAGUCAAAGGAGAAAGAGAAGGACAAGGAGCAGGACAAGGAUCAGGGUAGAUUAUGGGUGGUGAAACCUAUACCUACACCGGCUGUGAAACCUGUGCUGGUCUUUAUUAAUCCAAAAUCUGGUGGCAACCAGGGAGCCAAGCUACUACAAAAGUUCCAGUGGCUGUUGAAUCCUAGGCAGGUCUUUGAUCUGACGCAGGGCGGGCCAAAAAUGGGGUUGGAAUUAUUCAAGAAAGUUCCUAAUCUUCGAGUCCUCGCUUGUGGUGGCGACGGUACAGUCGGUUGGGUGCUGUCGAUUCUGGAUCAGAUCGGUGCAUCCCCACCACCAGCAGUGGGAGUGCUCCCUCUGGGGACCGGAAACGACCUGGCCAGAGCCCUCGGCUGGGGCGGCGGUUACACGGACGAGCCGAUCGGGAAGAUCCUGACGAACAUCGGAGAGAGCGACACCACAUUGCUGGACAGGUGGCAGUUGCUCGUGGAGAGGAACCCUGACGCGCAGGGCGACGACGAUAACGGCAAAGGCAAAGAGAAUCUACCUCUGAACGUCGUUAAUAAUUACUUCUCCCUUGGUGUGGACGCUCACAUCGCCCUCGAAUUUCACGAAGCUCGAGAGGCGCAUCCAGAGAGGUUCAACUCGCGGUUGAGAAACAAAAUGUUUUACGGUCAGAUGGGUGGUAAAGAUCUUGUGAGGCGGAAGUGGAAGGAUCUAUCGGAAUUCGUGACCCUGGACUGCGACGGCCAGGACAUGACGCCGAAGCUAAAGGAGCAUCGUGUCCAUGCUAUAGUCUUCUUGAAUAUCGCCUCUUACGGCGGUGGAACCCAUCCUUGGGGUGCUGCUAGUGGGACUAAGGAACCAUCGACGGAGGAUGGGUUGAUCGAGGUCGUUGGUUUGACCACGUAUCAGCUUCCACUUCUUCAAGCAGGUGGACAUGGUACCUGUAUUGCACAGUGCAGCACAGCUAAGCUGAUUACCACGAGGACCAUCCCAAUGCAGGUUGAUGGUGAAGCUUGUCGACUGUUGCCAUCCAUUAUAACUUUAAAAUUACUGAACAAAGCGACGAUGCUAGCGAAACGAAGAAAUGCAGGCAAACCCCAACAGGAUGUGAAACUCGAGAGGUUAAAACUACCGGUAAUGAAGAUCAAGAUGUCAGAUUACGAGAGAUAUCACCACGACAAGGAUAUGUUGAAGAAGGCCGCGGUCACGUGGAUUGCGGAUCCACUUGAUCUCGACGCCACCAUGGAUUUAGAAUCCUUGAGGAAGACACUGGCGAAAGACUAUAAUAUGGACACUUGUUGCUUCCUCGACUCGUGCACAGCAGAGCGAUUCUUCAGGAUCGAUAGAGCCCAAGAGCAACUCCAUUACGUGACCGAUGUAGCUGUCGAAGUGCUGUAUCUUCUCGAGGAGAGUGCAACCAAUCAAUCUAGUGAGCUUGAGGGAACGAAGAUGUCCGCGAGUCAAGAACCGGAAACAGCUCAUCCGUCGCCAAGCGAAGAACGACCAACGACAAAUGCAGCCAUGACAGCAGAGCAGCCUAAAGAAGAACAAUCUAAAGAAACGUCAAAGGCGCAGCCAGAUGCGAAACCUCAGGAUGCAGCGCCUGAAACACCAGCUGAGACACCAGUUGAAGCAACAUCUACAGUACCAGCUGAGGCAUCACCUAAAGCACCAGCUAAAACACCAGUUGAAACGCCAGCUGAGACACCAGCUGAAGCACCAGCUGAAGCACCAGCUGAAACGAAAACACAGGAUGAGUCUCAGGAUACUGCGAAACCUCAUGAAUCGAUGAGUAAAGACGCGUCUCAAGAUGCAUCUCUGAAUAUGAAAAAGGAGGAGAAGGUAUCUGGAGACGCGAAUAAGCAAAGCAGUUCUUCAAAAUCGAUCUCUGCGACUGUUGCCGCUCAGACGCAACGUCAGGCACCACCCAUGUUCAUUAGUCCACGAGAUAGACUCUUUAGCCUGAGUUCUGAGGUCCAUACUUUUAACACAAGACUAUUGGAGAAAGCCAGCGACGGUAUUUUGAAAGCUGCGAAAAUCGGUGAUCUACAGGCUUUGAAGGAACUACACGAGAAAGGAUACUCCCUUUUAUCUAUCGACUCUUCUGGACAAACUGCUCUUCACAUGGCCUCGAGAUAUGGUCACAAGGAUAUUGUUAGAUACCUCAUCGCUUGCGCACCACCGACUAUUCUCAAUAUGAUUGACAACGACAAAGGUCAGACCGCUCUGCACAAAGCGGCUCAAUAUAAGCGUCGUUCCAUUUGCUGCAUGUUAGUGGCUGGCGGUGCUUCUUUAAUCAUCAAGGAUCGACGCGGCUACACACCUCGCGAUCUAGCCUUGCAAGCGGAGGAUCGUGACCUCGCAGCGUAUUUAUGCAGUCAAGAGGAGUUCCAGCUGUCAACGGAAGAUAUGGAGAAUGCCCUUUGACCUCCGGCCGUAAUUGGUAGGGCCUGAGCUGAUACCGAAUAGAUUAGGAACAUUCGAUGG
Eufriesea mexicana is the source of this 4774-nucleotide messenger RNA. RefSeq names its product retinal degeneration A (gene rdgA). Gene Ontology annotation, molecular function: ATP-dependent diacylglycerol kinase activity; protein binding. The coding region runs from base 1694 to 4714 and encodes 1006 amino acids. Gene Ontology annotation, cellular component: plasma membrane. The record is from RefSeq and is a predicted model, not a curated record. Gene Ontology annotation, biological process: phospholipase C-activating G protein-coupled receptor signaling pathway. The transcript has 13 exons. NCBI's taxonomy places the organism in Eukaryota, Metazoa, Arthropoda, Insecta, Hymenoptera, Apidae.